Molecule: messenger RNA, 2004 nt
Organism: Dromiciops gliroides (monito del monte)
Lineage: Eukaryota; Metazoa; Chordata; Mammalia; Microbiotheria; Microbiotheriidae
Product: pre-B-cell leukemia transcription factor 1-like
Exons: 1
Biological process (GO): brain development; neuron development; animal organ morphogenesis
Cellular component (GO): nucleus
Molecular function (GO): DNA-binding transcription factor activity, RNA polymerase II-specific; RNA polymerase II cis-regulatory region sequence-specific DNA binding
Source: RefSeq, a predicted model, not a curated record
GGCGGGGGGUGGGGGGGAAAGUUUGCAUUGCAAUCCCCCUGCCUUCCUCUCUUUUCUCCAGAUCAAUGCAUAUUUGCAAAAGGAUUAAGCCACAGAUUUAAGCUCUGAGAGCCCAUUUCUGCUUUGCAAAGGAGCCGGGACUAAAAACAACCCAAAAUCCACCUCUGAUUUCUUUUCACCAAGUGGGAAGGUGGUUUAUUUUUCUUGCUUUUUGGAGUCAACACCCUUCCUCAUCAGCCCUCACCCUGCAACCCUUUCACGCCCCCCCUUCCUCUCCUCACUCCCCAUCCUCCCACCAUCCUCUAAAAGAGGCAAAGGGAUUUUUUUUUUUUGGUAUCCCCCCCCCCUUUUUAUUCUGAGAAGGAUUUGGAGACAGCUUGAACGAUAAAAAGCCUUGGUAGUUCCAAGGAGCCGAGCAGAGGAGAAGAGGAAACAGGGGCUGCUGUUGCCUUUGGAGAUAGAUGAUCAGCCCAGGUUGAUGCAUUCCCAUGCUGGGGUGGGGAUGGCAGGACACCCCGGCCUGUCCCAACACUUGCAGGAUGGGGCUGGAGGGACCGAGGGAGAGGGAGGGAGAAAGCAGGACAUUGGAGACAUUUUACAGCAAAUUAUGACCAUCACAGACCAGAGUUUGGACGAGGCGCAGGCCAGGAAACACGCUUUAAACUGCCACAGAAUGAAGCCUGGCUUUUUUAAUGUGUUGUGCGAAAUCAAAGAAAAAACAGUUCUGAGUAUCCGAGGAGCCCAGGAAGAGGAGCCAACAGACCCCCAGCUGAUGCGAUUGGACAACAUGCUGUUGACAGAGGGGGUAGCGGGGCCUGAGAAAGGUGGAGGAUCUGCAGCAGCUGCAGCGGCAGCGGCAGCAGCGGCAUGGGGGGGGGGGGGAGCCGGCUCAGACAACUCAGUUGAGCAUUCUGACUACAGAGCCAAACUCUCACAAAUCCGACAGAUCUACCACACGGAACUGGAGAAAUAUGAACAGGCAUGCAAUGAGUUCACUACACAUGUGAUGAACCUGCUUCGUGAGCAGAGCCGGACCAGGCCCAUCUCACCAAAGGAGAUUGAAAGAAUGGUGAGCAUCAUCCAUCGCAAAUUCAGCUCCAUCCAGAUGCAGCUCAAGCAGAGCACAUGUGAAGCAGUUAUGAUCCUACGUUCACGGUUUUUGGAUGCAAGGCGGAAGAGAUGAAACUUCAACAAGCAAGCCACAGAAAUCCUGAAUGAGUAUUUCUAUUCCCAUCUCAGCAACCCUUACCCCAGUGAGGAAGCCAAAGAGGAGUUAGCCAAGAAAUGUGGCAUCACGGUCUCACAGGUGUCAAACUGGUUUGGAAAUAAGCGAAUCCGGUACAAGAAGAACAUAGGUAAAUUUCAAGAGGAAGCCAAUAUUUAUGCUGCCAAAACGGCUGUCACAGCUACCAGUGUGUCAGCCCAUGGAAGCCAAGCUAACUCACCCUCAACUCCCAAUUCAGCUGGUUCUUCCAGUUCUUUUAACAUGUCAAACUCUGGAGAUUUGUUCAUGAGCGUGCAGUCACUCAAUGGGGAUUCUUACCAAGGGGCCCAGGUUGGAGCCAACGUGCAGGCACAGGUGGAUACCCUUCGCCAUGUUAUCAGCCAGACAGGAGGAUACAGUGACGGACUUGCAGCCAGUCAGAUGUACAGUCCGCAGGGCAUCAGUGCUAAUGGAGGUUGGCAGGAUGCUACUACCCCUUCAUCAGUGACCUCCCCUACAGAAGGCCCUGGCAGUGUUCACUCUAAUACCUCCAACUGAUCUCCCAGCAAUUGCAUCCCUGACUGACCUCCUGCCCCAAAUGGGGGGUGGGGGCAGGAGGGAGGGUUUCUCUCCCCAACGUUGAAGCAGUCAGACUGGAGGUCGAAGCAAUCAGCAAACACAAUAAGAGUCUCCUUCUCUUCUCUUCUUCGGGAUGCUACUUCAGCCAAUCUGGACACUUCUUUCUACUCUCUUCCCUUUCUUUUCUGGGUAGAAGCCACCCCUUCCCCCUGCCUCCAGCU